Molecule: messenger RNA, 923 nt
Organism: Populus nigra (black poplar)
Lineage: Eukaryota; Viridiplantae; Streptophyta; Magnoliopsida; Malpighiales; Salicaceae
Product: 18.1 kDa class I heat shock protein-like
Exons: 1
Coding region: 225-713 (162 amino acids)
Biological process (GO): protein folding; response to hydrogen peroxide; response to salt stress
Source: RefSeq, a predicted model, not a curated record
AGAAAAAUCGCCAGUCUCCAUCUUCUAUUCCUCGUCCAGAAACCCCGCGAACUCUCCACAAGACACAGCAUGAUAAAAUCAUAGCACAUACCCAUCUAUAAAUACCUUUCUCGCGUCGCCUCCAAUUCGCACCAAGGAAAAGAAAUACAAAGAAGCUGCUCUAAUUCAACAAUUAGCUAGCUUUCACUUGCACACCUUAUUUUCUCAAACAAGAAACCAAGAAAAUGUCUCUUAUCCCAAGCACCCUCUUUGGUGGCCGAAGAAGCAACAUCUUUGAUCCUUUCUCUCUUGACAUCUGGGACCCUUUCCAGGACUUUCCCUUCACUAGCACAGCCAUAUCAGCCCCACGAUCAGAGUUCGCCAACGAAACAACGGCAUUUGCCAACACACGCAUAGACUGGAAGGAGACCCCCGAGGCCCACGUUUUCAAGGCUGAUCUCCCAGGGCUGAAGAAAGAGGAAGUCAAAGUGGAGUUAGAGGAAGGGAGGGUUUUGCAAAUAAGUGGAGAGAGAAGCAAAGAGAGAGAAGAGAAAAAUGACAAGUGGCAUAGAGUGGAGAGAUCAAGUGGGAAGUUCUUAAGGAGGUUCAGGUUGCCUGAGAAUGCAAAACUUGAUCAAGUUAAGGCUAAGAUGGAAAACGGGGUCUUGACUGUGACUGUGCCUAAAGAGGAAGUCAAAAAACCUGAUGUUAAGGCCAUCGAGAUCACCAGCUGAGACUCCACAUAAUAUGAAGGGACAUUCGGCGGCGGCGUGUUGCUUUGAGUCAUGAUAAGAUUCUAAUAAACAAGUAGAAUUGUGCGUGGAAGACUUGUGAAAUGGGAUAAUGUCAUGCGUGCAUGCAUGGGUUUUGUUUUGUUCGAUGUUGUGAACUUGUGAUCCUGAGUUUCCGUGUUAAUAAAGUUGUGUGGUGUCGUUAAAUCUUCA